Polychytrium aggregatum is the source of this 1612-nucleotide messenger RNA. RefSeq lists its product as uncharacterized. Lineage: Eukaryota; Fungi; Chytridiomycota; Chytridiomycetes; Polychytriales. The coding region runs from base 225 to 1403 and encodes 392 amino acids. The record is from RefSeq and is a predicted model, not a curated record. The transcript has 3 exons.
AGGAGAUGUUGCAACGUGCGACGAGAGUACUUUGACAUGUCAAUGGCAAGGCACGAUUGUAUUCAGGCCGCUGGUGGUGUUCGGCAACCUGGUGCCAAUCGGUCAAUCAGGCGACGGGCACCUCACAGACAGAGCAUUCCCGCAACGCUUUGGGUCGGGAUUUUGAAUCGCCUUCGCAAGGAGACAGAUUCACUUUCGAUCAGCCUCUGCAACGCCCCACCGCCAUGACGAAAAGCGUAUUCAAUGUCUUUCAAUAUGGGCAUGUCGUGAUUCCCAUCAACACCCUCGUCACAAUGAUGGUGCUCGAACGGGGCCACAUCAACCUUGAUUUCAAGUCGCUGCUGCAGCUUGCCAUCUACUUCGACGCGCUGGGCUCGCUUUUGUUUCUCGCCAACCUGAACUACCUCAACAUCGAGCCCAACGGUUACGAGUGUCUGACCGUGGGCCUGGCAUGGGCCUGCGAUCUCUUGUGGGCGCUGAAGGAUGCCUCCAAAGCGGCCUACUGCGCGUGGACGCUGCUCAAGAACUGGAAGGGAGUACCUCGCUCCGUUAGGGGAGCGUUGGUCUGUCUGAGCGGGGCAGCUCUGCUUGUCCUCUACCAAGUCUACGUCAACUCGAUAUACCGUCUGGAGAGUAUGGUGCAGCUCUGGUUCCUGCAGCAGUGCUGGUCAAAAGUAGCGGCGCUGGUCAAAAGUUACAUCCUCCUGCACAUCAUCCGAGCUCCGCACUCGUCACGAUGCUCACACUCGAUGGGUCAUCGCCGGCUGUCGUGUGCAUCCCAUCCUCGCCGCUGCUUCCGCUUGAUCAUAGGCCCCUGUUCCCCAAUGUUCGUCAAUGCGUCCUACGCCACAAACCCUGGUCUCGAGCUCUCCGGGCCGGGAUACCCUCUCGGAGGGGUUUUCUACACAUCCAGCACAGCGUUCUACUGUUUGCUCACGGUUGGUUUCGCCAUCCGCUGGCGUCGACUCGGCCAUGAGCACGAGCACACUCUGACCUCCAGCAAAGCCUCCCGGCUCGAUCGGAUCCACCAGGAGGCACCGUCCUUCAGCCGACAUGAGGCCGCUUGGUGCACCGGCUCGACAAUGCUGACGGCUGCGACGUACUUGGUGCUCUGCGUUGGCGCCUUCCUGGGCACGCGGUUGAUCUAUGUUGCAGGCGUUACGAUUACUCUUGCUCAGGCCAUGCUGUUCCUCAGCACCGUCCACAAUACCAGACAAUACCGCUCCGCCAAGAACACAAUCUCUGCGGUCGCUCACGCAAGCCACACCAGGGAACAACUGAGCGGGCAACUGGGCAAACAACUGAGCGAGCAACUGGGCAAGCAUCCGAGCGAACACCUGAACGAGUCUGAGCUUGGGUUUGGAGAGCCUCAGCCUCUGGGCUUGUUUGUCUCUGAGCUGUGAGACAGGAUCCCGGCGUGGAAUCUCAGCAGCGGCAUACGGUCUUGAAUAGGACACCUUCACACGCAGAUGACUUGUGGAUCGGUUGAUGUUGAUCGAUCUGGCUGAACGGCUUUGAUCGGUACCCCAAACCAGCGAUUUUCCCUUUGCCCUGCAUCGCUCUCCCUCACACAGGGCACCCAGGGAAAUGACUUGGCCGGAUGUGUGAUAUG